Messenger RNA from Neoarius graeffei (lesser salmon catfish), 933 nucleotides. Its product is annotated as SLAM family member 5-like. Lineage: Eukaryota; Metazoa; Chordata; Actinopteri; Siluriformes; Ariidae. The record is from RefSeq and is a predicted model, not a curated record. The coding region runs from base 16 to 933 and encodes 305 amino acids. The transcript has 4 exons.
GAACGAGACAGCAAAAUGAGGAAACGUUUUCAUCACAGCCUGAGUCUACUUUUCCUUUUCCUGUCAGAGACCUUCAGCUCUGUUGGUGGCUCUUCAGUUCAGGAAGUGAUCGGUGCUGUAGGCGAGUCUUUUACAUUCCAUACCAGUGUCCCUGUUUCUGGGAUUUUAAUUUAUAAAACUAACACAGUUGGACAGGUAUUUAAUAAAUACAGCGACACAAACGUGAGUGAGAAGUUUGUGAAUCGUCUUCACUGGGACAGUCAGAGUGGGUUCUUCACUCUCACAGACCUGAGAACAGAUGAUUCAGGACUUUACACAGUGGAGAGCACUAAAGAGGUGAAGGGAAAACAGGAUUAUCAGUUGGAGGUGUACGAGAGAGUUUCAGCUCCUCAGGUGGUGAACACAUCCUCCAGUUCUUCAGAGUUCUGUUUGUUACUGUGUUCUGUGAGGAACGUCAGAGGACUGAAGCUCUUCUGGUCUAAAGAAAAUGAUGUUUUAUUAAACUACACCAGCAGCAGCAACUCAUCCGACAUCACACUGAGUCUUCAUCUAGAAAUAAAGACGGUAGACAUUCACACGUUCAGCUGUGUGGCUUCCAACCCAGUCAGUAACGAGUCAACCACAAUCACCAUCACAGACUACUGCUCUCUGAACUCAGAUGUUGUUUCUCAUCAGCAGAGGACUGUGAUUGUUCCAGUUGUGGUGUCUGUGCUUUUAGUCGUGCUAGUAAUGGUGACGUAUGUGUAUCUGCGGAGAAAGAAAUUAAAUGGACCCUGUCGGCGUACAGAAGGCAGGUGUUUGUCUCAUUAUUUGUCUGAAAGAAUAAGAGCAGAAGUGAAAUUUACCUCGAUGUCUCUCAUCUCAUUUCUUACUAAACAUGCAUUACUGCAAAUAAUUCCAGUUUUGUCAUUUGGGAAUUUAUUCAUAUCUUGA